Messenger RNA from Gamsiella multidivaricata, 1299 nucleotides. RefSeq lists its product as uncharacterized. Bases 1 to 1299 code for a protein of 432 amino acids. The transcript has 3 exons. The record is from RefSeq and is a predicted model, not a curated record. NCBI's taxonomy places the organism in Eukaryota, Fungi, Mortierellomycota, Mortierellomycetes, Mortierellales, Mortierellaceae.
AUGUAUCCAAAUCAAGCAGGAAGGGUCGUGGACAAGGAGAACGACAUCGCCGCUGAUUCUGCCGCACGCGCUGCCACAGCGACCUUGGUCAAGCAAGCCUCUUUUGUCGGUAGUCGCACACCCUCAGCAAAGCAGCAGGGACUCAAGGUAAAUCUCACUAAAACACCUUCGCUGCAGGGUAAGCCAUCGGCCCUGGCGCUCAACUCUCCCACAGCUCAAGGCGUACUGAGAACGAAGACAAACCAUCAACAGCUGUCUUCAACACUCGACAACAACAGCAAAGACACGACUGCAAAGAAGAAGAGUACUCUGACGCGCACAUUUAGCGCUGCUCUCGAAAGCAACAACACAAACAGCAAUAGUGGCAACACAAGUUCUGCUCUUAGCACCCCUAUCAAUACGGAGUCCAGACGUCGCUCACUCACCAAGCGGGGAUCUGCCAAGACCAGGUUGGUCGUUCACAAAGAUGACGAGUCGGUCACUCAGGAAACAAAUGACAACAUCAUUGUCAAUUCCAACAGCCGAGACAAUAGCGACAAUGGCAGCAGAGUCAAACCAAUGGUCGCCCUUGCCAAGGCGGCACCAAUUGAAUCUGCUACAACCCUUCUGUCGAUCCAGAGGGCAGUCGAAAGCCAUGAUAAGGUUGUAGUUGGACAAGCUGAAGCCGAAACUAAGCGACGGGCAUUACCAAACGACGAUGAAAACUGGGAUAUCGAGUACUGCCCACCGCCUGUUGAAGAGCAGCCAUAUGACCCUGAAUUCGAGCUCGAUCCAUUGGCGCUAUCAACGGUUCCCUCAGCACUGGCUUAUCAUGUUCACUCUAUCGAAGACUUUGAGCUUGGGCUUCCAUCAAUGGAGCCCGCAAAGAUCAGACGGCCCCCCUCGCCUGCACAGUCAGAUGAGGAAAAAGACGAACAGGAGCAGAAGCAGGAGGAUGAUAAGGCUCCUAUGCCAAAGUCAACAGUCACCCCAGACGGUCAUCUUGAUGUUACAUGGAGCGAUGAUGAGGAUACAGUCCACCCGAAAGGAGGCCGUCGCUUCGGAAUCAAGGAUUUGGAGGAUGAAAGCAAAACUCGACCGCCGUUUGAUGGCUUUUUCUUUGAGCUCGACGCGUCCGAAGAUUCACUGAGUGAAGAUGAGGACGAUAUUUUCGGAGGUCGCAAACAUAAUGUACCCGGGAGAAAGAAGGAUGACUCCGACAAACCGACGAAAAAGUUCAACGAUGCCAUUGGACUGGGUGAUUUGGAGGACGAAAAGAAGGUCGAGGCGCCGUUUUCGGACUUUGCGUUUGAACUUUGA